This is a messenger RNA of Terrapene triunguis (Three-toed box turtle), 3451 nucleotides long. Its product is annotated as palmitoyltransferase ZDHHC3-like. The coding region runs from base 13 to 903 and encodes 296 amino acids. Gene Ontology annotation, molecular function: protein-cysteine S-palmitoyltransferase activity. The transcript has 9 exons. NCBI's taxonomy places the organism in Eukaryota, Metazoa, Chordata, Testudines, Emydidae. Gene Ontology annotation, biological process: peptidyl-L-cysteine S-palmitoylation; protein targeting to membrane. Gene Ontology annotation, cellular component: Golgi apparatus; endoplasmic reticulum. The record is from RefSeq and is a predicted model, not a curated record.
CCGGCGGCGGCCAUGGGGGCGGCGGGGCCGGGCCGCUGCGGGCGGGACCCGUGCGGGGCGCUCUGCCUGCUGCUCACCUACCUGAGCGUGGGCUACGCCGACUACGUCAUCCUCACCCACAUCCUGCUGCAGCCGGGCUUCCGGGGCAGCCUCUGGUGUCCCUUCCAUGCCGUGAUGUUUAACCUCAUUGUCCUUCUGUUGCUGGCCUGUCACACGCGAGCUGUCUUUGCUGAUCCAGGCAUGGUCCCGCUGCCCGAUACCGCCAUCGACUUCUCUGACCUGCGCAGCAACACGCCCCACAAGAGCGAGCGGAGCAAUGAGGACUGGACUGUGUGUAACCGCUGUGAGACGUACCGCCCGCCGCGGGCGCACCACUGCCGCAUCUGCCACCGCUGCGUCCGCCGCAUGGAUCACCACUGCCCCUGGAUCAACAACUGCGUUGGCGAGUUAAACCAGAAAUACUUCAUCCAGUUCCUCUUCUACACUGGGCUGGCUAGUCUCUAUGCCAUGGGGCUGGUGUUAACCACGUGGCUGUGGCCGGUGGACAGGAGCUUCCCCGGGAAGAUGGAAGGUGUGGCUGGAGGCGUCUCUAACAACCAUGUCCAGAUGGCUCACUGCAUCGUCCUGCUGGUGGAGUCCAUCCUCUUCGGGGUCUUCGUCACCGUCAUCUUCUAUGACCAGGUGGUCUCUAUCAUCAUGGAUGAGACUCCGAUCGAGCAGCUGCGGAACCGGCUGCUGAAGGAGGCGCGCCGGGAGGUGGCACACACCCGGAAGCCGAAGAUCGCGCUGCUGCGGGAGGUGUUUGGACGGGGCUUCGUGAUCUGCUGGUUUUUCCCAUGUAACUGCAGCCCCCCAUCAGGCGGGGCCCCUGCCUACAGCUAUCUGCCCAACUACGAUGUGUGACCUCCAUGGCCCCUCUGCAGACGCUGCCUCUUCCCCCUCGGGGAGGGGACUUGUCCUGCUGGUGGCUUUGCAGAACUUGCCGCCAAACGGCUCAUUUAGGCCUGCCCAGCUGCCCCCUGGUGGCAGCCUGGGGCCAGGGUGCAGCUGCAGCGCCCGACUCUGCUGGGUCUGCCGUGCCCGGCCCUGCGACUCCUCCUGGGACAUGGUGCUCCUGCGAAGCUGAGAUCGUGAGCUGUGGAGGGGCACUCUCCAGCCCCCUGCGCCAGACUCCCUGCAGCGCCUGGCUGCCCAGCGGGUCCCGGCGCCCGGGGCAUGGAGAGCGAUCGCCUAGGCAGGGUGGGCCCCGUGCAUGACCCUUCCCCUGGAUCAGUGUUAGUGCUGGGGGGCUGCCCCCCGAGGCUGCAGUCUGACGCCCCCCUCUUGCCACAACUGCAUCUGGAUCCUAGCCCCCUCCCUGUGCCUGCCUCCCUGGAGCUGGGCACCCUGCCCCCAGCUGCCAGCACCUCGCUGCCCGGGGAUGGAGCCCGUUGUUCUCUGCUCCUGGCCAGGGAGGGAUGGCACCACUUGUACAUAGCCCUGUGUGGCAUUACCAGCGCGCUCGGCUCUGGGCGCCUGCUCUGUGUGUGUGUGUGUGUCUGUCUGUCUGUUUACGGUAGCUGAACUCGCUUGUGCCCAGGCAAAUCGGAGCUCCUGUUCUUGGCCCUGGCAGCAGCCUCUGCUGACUCGGAGCCUCCCCACGCCGUCCCCAGGGGGAUGGCCUGCUCCAUAUCACGGCGGUGGGGGAGGGGGCGUUGGCACCCCUCGCUGGUGGCUCCCUCCAGCCCAGCAGGCAGUGUUACUAUUUAUUAGGUGUAUUACGGUAGCGCCUAGGAGCCCCAAUCCUGGCCAGGAUCCCUGGUGCCAGGGGCUGUACAAACACAGAACAGAAAGAUGGUCUCUGCCCCAAGGAGCUCAGUCUGAGACAGGAGCUGGUGCAGACAGAUGGAGGAGGCAGCAGCUAGAGCACUGGACUGGGGGAUCUUGGGGAGGUCACUUCCCCCUUUGAUGCCUCAGUUUCCUCAUCUGUAAAAUGGGCAUAAUGAUAGCCCCUCCCAUUGUAAAGCAGGUGGAGAUCUGCUGAUGAGAAUUGCUAGACAAGAGAUAGGUGGUGUGAUAAGGACUGAGGCAGGGCAGUGGGACCGGCAGUGCUCUCCGCACGCCAGCAGCAUAACCCAAGUGUUUUCUGCAGGCAGCACCCCAAAGGGGGUUUGAAGGAGGAUGAAGAGGGUGUGGAUGUGUAUGGGGAGCUCCUCCUCCUCCCCCCAAGCAGGAGGGGCAGCCUGGGGGAUGCACCAAGGGGCUUGGUUGGCGCUGGAGGCUGGCAGCACAGGCUGAUGAGAGGCGGGAGUGACUCCACAUCUCCAUAGCGUAUGGGAGACGCCAGGUGGGUGGGGACAGGCUGGGAAGGGAAGACGAAGAAGGGGGUGCCAGGGAAGGUGCCCAGCGCAGGGACGUGACUCCUCUCGAGGGAGCUGGCAUUGCCGUUCCCCAGAGGACAUUUGUCCUGCAGUGGCUGGGCCUGGCCCCCUCCCCUGGGGCUGCCUAGGGCAAGCGAGAGCAGGGUUCUUGGCUGCGGGAUGCCAUGGACCAAGUGGGGAGCCAGCCACACGCCGGAGGAGCUAUGCUGCGUGGCAGGGCCCUGGAGCCGCCUCCCCCAUCCCUGGCCGGCAGAGCGGUUCCUGGCUAGCUGUGCCUAGUGCCAGGGGUGCCAGAGUCUCUGCUGGCUGCACGCUGCCCUGUGUGUCUGCCUCGGUGUCCUGUGUGCGAGGCCCCCAGCAUGGCUACUGCAUCCCAAGGGCCUGGCCUGGCCUCCCCUCUUCCUGGGGGUCUCUUUGGCUCUGGUGUGUGGCAUACAGGGGUGCCAGGGAGCGGGUGCCUUGCUGCCCUGGCAAUUGCUGGGGGCUGCUGCUGCCGCCCCCGAGUGGCGGCUCUGCCCAUGGCCCUGCAGGUGAUGAACCUUUUCCAGGGGCUGCCCGGCUGCCCUGCUGCCUCGGUUUCCACUCCAGGCUCCCCUGCCCAGUGGCACAGGCCGGGCCAGGGCAGGGAGCUGGGACCCUGCCAAGGGAAGGAAGGUCCCUGGAAGAUGUGGGCAAGCCAGCCUGGCACUCAGGUGAGGGCAGGGCUUGUGGUGAAGCCUUGCCCAGCUCCCAGCUGCUCCCCCAGGCUGGCCUGGCUUUCCCCAGAGCCCACCUCUUGGUGGGGCGCUGGUGACUCUCCUUGGGCCCUGAGUGCCGGGAGCUCUGGGCUGGGUGCACUUGGGCACCAUUGCUGGGGGCUUAGUGUGCGGCGAUCUGCCCUGGCGUAACCGGCCAAGCCCUUGCUCCCCACAGGGCGGGGGUGGGGAGCCAGGGCCCUACGGCGGAGGCGGUUGGUGGUGUAGCCUCGCUCCUGGCUAACCCGCCAGCUCCCUCAGCCCGGUGCAUGUUAGCGGGACGCUGCCGGGUUCGGACAGCCCUUUGGCCUGACUCCUGCAAGCUGUGAAUAAACCCUGCCUGGGAACUGCUCAAGA